Molecule: messenger RNA, 2739 nt
Organism: Nannizzia gypsea CBS 118893
Lineage: Eukaryota; Fungi; Ascomycota; Eurotiomycetes; Onygenales; Arthrodermataceae
Exons: 1
Coding region: 1-2739 (912 amino acids)
Source: RefSeq, a predicted model, not a curated record
AUGUUGUCCAGCAACUCAAGUGCAAAUAACAGGGUUAGGAGGUCGAAGUCCUCAGCUUCAGUACAGAACCGUCGACUGGCUGCCUCGGAUGUUUUCAAUUCUGAGCUGGCACAGCUGCAGGCUUUGGCAGCAGCAUCUUUAGCUAUGCGGCGUCACGAUAACCGCCCUUCUUCCAGCCUGUCAAGCUCCAAGAAGCAGUGUGAUCACUCGUCCAGCAUAGAUGGUGGCUAUCAACAGUCCCUUUCUCGAUUCAGUGAUACAAGGAAUGAGAGUGAAAGCUAUUGCCGCGCGGCUGUCACUGAGCCAACAACGCUUCCACAAACAACUGAAGAUUCCGGGACGAUGGACCAGAAUAGGCCAAACCCCAGCUUAGUGUCGCCGCGACCGUCAUCCUACAGGAGGCUUCGAAAAUCAAAAUCGAUGUUUACUAGUUCCCAUGAGUCGGAACACUCACCUCACAGGUCCAAUAAUAAUCGAAGUACAAGCUCGGGCACAAGCCGUCUAUCCCGCCGUACUCUUCGGAGAUCUUUGUCUCUUUUUAGGGGGGAUAGCGAGUCAAAGUCUCCUCAAGCGAACCGUGCAAAGGCCAAUACCCUACCAAUCGAACUCGCUCGAGAACAAUUUGAAAGAUCUAUGGAGCAAAAGCGGGUAGCUAAUGGGUUAGAGUCAGCUGUUACCCAUAGGCCCCGGCAGGAUCCAAAGCCAUUCAAAAAAUCUAUGAGGUCAAACGGAGCGGAUGGUGGGUCGACUCCCUCGAGAUAUACAUCUACUGGCAUUCACUGUGGGUCUAAGGGACGUUUUUUCUCCUUUUCCAUCAAGAAUAGCAUCCGUCGGAUUUUCGGGAGGCGGCCAUCAGGUACCCAAGGAGAAUCACUAGAGCAGCGCGGCACCCAGCGCGAUCAUGACUCUUCCGAUGUAGGGUCCUCUGAAGACUCUUAUAUUGAUGACUCUUCCGACUACGCAAAAUAUCGCGAGCAAUUGAUGUCGCAAAACGCUGCGAAUGCAGCCCCAAGCGUUCGGUCUAUGAAAAGUAGUUCAAGUAUGGCCACUUUCAACUCUCGUGUUACAAGCUGGACGGACUCGACAGCUGGUAAUACAUUAACUAUGAAGCAGUUUCCUCCUUUAACUCGACAGGGCUUGGAUAUCAUUCGCGAAGAUAGUGAUAUGUACACGCCUACUCCAUCGCCGGGUCGCCACCAUCAUGAUGGGUACUCUAUUUUCCGGCAGCCUCGUGACAAUACAGUUGAUAUUGAUAGCCAAAGGAUAUUUUCUGCCCUCAUGCGGAACAUUGAUGAGACUAAGAAUAGCAGACAGGCUAACCAAGCUUCACGAGCCAGGUCAAAAGCCAGGUCAACCCGUGUUCCAUCCGUGAAUGAUUCUCCGCUGACUAUUAGAGCCGUCAAACAAUCACCACGAGCGCCCUCCGUAAGGCACUCAAGGUCUACGUCUAAAGCGUCUCAGAGUUCCCGAAGCCUCUUCUCAGUGAGAUCAAGCCACACUGUUAAACUAACCCCACAGGAGAUUGCUCGCAAAAACGAGAUGAUUUCUAAGAAGCGAUCAGACCAGACAAUUCGCAGCUUAGAUCUAAACAUUGUAUCGGGCUCGGCUCUUGUCCAAAACAAGUCUGCAGAUGAAUGGCAAAAGGAGCAAUCAGAAUGUCAGGAUGAUACUGGGAGCGUGAUUAUAAGUAGACAUCCUAGGGACGGAGACACUCCACUAUCACCGAGUGUCUAUUCUAGAACAACAGAAGUGCGGUCCCCAUACGGCUUGGAUCUUGACACUUCAGACUCUGAUGGGGAAGAACCGGGUACUGCCACAAUAAUUGACAGCCGGCGUCUACCGUAUCCUCCUAGGCGUGCCAGUCAGGCUACGAGAGGAGCCAGCAGUGACUGGAAAACAUGGAUGAACUCUCAAAUGGACUUGAUUGAUGCUGCUGCUCGCUCAGCAAGUCUAGCAAACCCAGAGUACACCUUCCAUGGACAUUACCGAGAGGAUACCCAGAUUAAUGAACCAAGCCCCGAGGAGCUCCAGUAUUCUUUGCUGGCUCGUAAUACGCAAGCAUCCCACGAAGUAAUAAAUUUCAACAGCACUACCAAGGCGAAGUCUACUAAUGGUGAAUCCAAGGAAAAUAUAGCAGAAGCACUCCCUAUACCAAGCAGUAAUUUCUCACGCCCAUUACGUAGUUCGCCAAAUGGCAAACUAUCAGCAUGCAGCACGGUAAUACGAAAACCAUCUAUAACGACCUCCACGACCCAUCAGUCGUUUACUCCAUUGAUAUGUGAUAGCGAAAUGACUCCAUCACCACUAUCUGUUCGGGCUAGGAGUAUUUCGAGAACACCAACAACUGCCUCUGUUCCUUCCCUCCUGUAUAAUAAAACACGCCCGGCCGGAGACAAUGGUCUCCAGGAGGACUCCUCCCUCUUAAGUGGUAAUCAGUCUCCUCGAGGUCGAUAUGAGCAAUCAAUAUCCCCUAUAUGCCCGGGCGAUAGUAAAAAUCUACUUCAGGAAAUCCAGUUCAACUCCGUGCGUCCUAGGCGUGAACGGACGAAGGGUACUAAAGAAAAUAAAUGGGACUCUGCGUCGUACCGCCAAAGUGAGCGCCCGAAUUAUGCCUCAAAGCUCAAUGGCCUCCAUAGUACGAUUAGCACAAAGCGGAUGGUGGAUAUCUUUUUAAGCGAGCGAAGCCAGCCUCCAAGGAGAAAUGCUGACGAUGGAACCCCUGAGCCCGCAUUUUUAUAA